GCAAUGAAGCAGUGUCAAGGUUGACAUUUGACGUUUCUAUUUGAAACUAUUUUCAUUUUGCUUUUACAUUUUCUUUGCCAAUUGUCAGAAGUUUUUCUCUACUGCCGUCAGGCAUUACGUUAACUAUUCUGUGCACGCUAAAAAUUGACAACGACCAAGUGAAAUAAAAGAAAAAACGAAAAAUUUUCGAAAAUGCAGCCUGUAAAAGUGAUAUUUUCGAACGUUGCACGCCGUGCUUUCUCAACGUCACCCAAAACCCUUGCGGCGAAGCAGAUUACCGUACGUGAAGCUUUAAACACCGCCUUGGAUGAAGAGAUGGCACGCGACGACCGUGUAUUUCUAAUGGGUGAAGAGGUGGCUCAAUACGAUGGUGCUUAUAAGGUGUCUCGAGGCCUUUGGAAGAAAUAUGGUGAUCACCGCGUAGUAGACACACCUAUUACAGAAAUGGGUUUUGCCGGUAUUGCUGUAGGAGCUGCUAUGGCUGGAUUACGACCAAUUUGCGAAUUCAUGACCUUUAACUUUUCCAUGCAAGCUAUUGAUCAUGUAAUAAACUCCGCAGCAAAAACAUUUUACAUGUCUGCCGGUAUGGUCAACGUGCCGAUAGUUUUUCGUGGUCCUAACGGUGCUGCUGCUGGUGUGGCAGCUCAACAUUCCCAAUGUUUUGCUGCCUGGUACGCACACUGUCCCGGUUUGAAGGUUAUAUCACCUUACGACAGUGAGGAUGCACGUGGCUUACUUAAAGCUGCCAUUCGCGAUCCUGAUCCAGUGGUUUUCCUAGAAAAUGAAAUGCUGUACGGUGUUGCUUACCCAGUGGAGGAUAAGGUAUUGGACAAAGACUUUGUGUUGCCUAUUGGUAAGGCUAAAAUUAUGAAGCCUGGCAAUCAUAUAACCUUGGUGGCGCACUCAAGAGCUGUUGAAACCACAUUAGCCGCUGCUGCCGAACUGGCUAAAAAGGGUAUUGAAGCUGAGGUUAUCAACUUGCGUUCAAUCCGUCCAUUAGAUAUGGACACGAUUUGCAAGUCCGUCAAGAAGACACAUCAUCUUGUGACAGUGGAACAAGGCUGGCCACAACAUGGCGUUGGCGCCGAAAUUUGUGCCCGCAUAAUGGAGGACGAAACCUUCUUCCACUUAGAUGCACCCGUGUGGCGUGUGUGCGGCGUUGAUGUGCCUAUGCCUUAUGCAAAGACGUUGGAAGCAAAUGCCUUGCCACAAGCGCAAAACGUCGUGGAAGCUGUCACCAAAAUUAUUGGACCCAAAAAGUAGAAAAUGACUCACUUUAGAACAAUUCAAUUAGACAGAUCGAACGAUCAUUCACAAACAACAUCACCCACAACUUAUUUGUUUCUAAUGAAAAGACAUGCUGAUAUUUUGAUGAGCCGCCGCAAAUUCACAGUUUCGCGUAAAACCACAACACAUUACACUAACACUUGAUAGCAUUAUAAUAAGUCAAAAGUCUUUUAUUGCAUAUUUUUACCGCUCAGUUAAAUUGAAGCUGCUCAGAGUAGUUGCAUAUUAAAUAUUCAGAAAAUUUGGAACUCGGCGAUUUGUCUCAAAUUGAAAGCAUAUUUCAUUAAUUGGUAGGCACACUUCAUUGGGAGGCUAAUCCAUUAACAAACAACGUUGUGCUAUAUACCUGCCAUAUGUAUACAUUUAAAGUAUGAGCAAAGUACGUGGGUGAGCACGCACGUAAUUUGUGAUUAUUAAUAAAACAAUUUUUAGUUAAAAACAAAAAUUAAAGCAAUUAUCGAUUCUCAUAAGGUAAAAGGUCAGCAAAUCGAAUUUCAAAUAAAACCUAUUAUGAAUACUAAA
Molecule: messenger RNA, 1809 nt
Organism: Bactrocera dorsalis (oriental fruit fly)
Lineage: Eukaryota; Metazoa; Arthropoda; Insecta; Diptera; Tephritidae
Gene: Pdhb
Product: pyruvate dehydrogenase E1 component subunit beta, mitochondrial
Exons: 6
Coding region: 193-1263 (356 amino acids)
Biological process (GO): pyruvate decarboxylation to acetyl-CoA
Molecular function (GO): pyruvate dehydrogenase (acetyl-transferring) activity
Source: RefSeq, a predicted model, not a curated record